UGUACAAAUGUUCAGUUAAUCAGUCAACGUUCGUAUUGUUUUCGUACUCAUCUAGCUUUAAAUUUGGCGCAUUUCUCAGAUGCGCGGAUUUAGCGUGGAGGUGGCGGCUUGGCUGACUUCAGGGUUACAUUGUUCGCCUCAGCAGCGUUUGUGGCGGCUUACCCCUUUGUAAUAGUUCUGAUUGGUUGAAAAUUUCAAACCAUAAUGGUUCAAACAUAACGCUCAGUGUUUUAACGGUUUUGCGAAGCUACUUGUCCCUGGUUCAAUUUAUAUGUUGAAACAACACUACAGAUUGGAUGAAAAUUUGAGAUGGAGGAUACCCUGGCAUCGAUCAGGCCAUCCAUCAACCAAAGUUGUGAAUUGGAACAGUCGUUUGUCAAUGGAAGGGACCCGAGCAUCUUGGCCUUUGGGCAGUUCAAGAUUCCCGCAGAGAAUUCCAAGCGGAAUCUUGUGUCUCUCUUUGAGGAUGAAGAACUUGAAUCGUCUGGGAAAUGCUCAUCUAUAGCUUCGCUCCAAAGUUUGCCUCAAACAAUUAAAGUAUAUUUAAGGAUGCGGCCAUUCCCCCCAAAGAUGAAACUUACCGAGGAGCAACAACGAGCCUAUAUACUUUUGAAUUCGACUACCUUGCUGACUAAAAUUCCUGUCAUAGACUCCAAUGCUAGUGCACUUAGAAAACCUAAAGGCAACGAAACUGUGUCAAGAAAGUUUACCUUUACUUCUACAUUUGGUCCAGAAACAACACAGCUGCAGCUUUUUGAAUCAGCAAUAAAACAGCAGAUGGUAGAUUUUCUCAGUGGGCAAAGUGGAACUGUGAUGAGCUAUGGUACAACCAAUGCAGGUAAAUCUUACACUCUACAAGGAAAUACUUCUUCCCCAGGAAUAAUUCCUCGAGCCUUGGAAUUUGUCUUCAGUAAUUUAAGUCCAAGAUCAACGCCUUGCUACAAACCACUAUAUAAUACAGAAGUUGUCAGUCUAAACGCAAACGACCGAGCAUAUGAAAUGGAGUUGAAAACGAAACUCCUGUCCUUUGGCUCAGUGGAUAAGAACCAAUACAUUCAAGCUUACAGAAGUAUGCAGCAACUUCUACAGGAUGAGUCGCCAUUGCGCACCAGCGAUACCAGCAAUGCCAGUUAUUCAGUUUGGGUCUCAUUUGCUGAGAUAUAUAACGAAAGUAUUUAUGAUCUACUGUCAAAUGACUGCCAAGAAAAAAAAAUAUCUCUAAAACUGGCAACAGAUAGAAGCGGCAAAGCCUACAUUAAAGGCCUAAAAAUGGUCUGUGUUAAUUCAGGCUCAGAAGCUUACCAGCUGCUGAUGGUUGGACAGUACAAUUUGAAAGUGGCUGCCACUGCUUUGAAUGCACGAAGCUCUCGGUCUCAUUGCAUUUUCACUAUUAAAUUGCUUAAAUAUCAUAAAGAAAAUUCACCCACCAAUGUAGAAGUCAGCACGUUCUCAUUCUGCGAUCUGGCAGGUUCAGAGCGACUAAAAAAGACAUUAAAUGCAGGGGAUCGUUUGAAAGAGGCUCAAAAUAUAAACACUAGUCUUUUAGUCCUAGGGAGGUGUUUGAAAUCUAUUUUUCAAGGACAGUCGAUGAAUCUGAAACAAGGGCUAGUAGGUCCAUUCAGAGAGUCAAAACUCACAAGACUAUUUCAAUGCGCUUUGUCAGGAAAAGAGCAUAUCGCCUUAAUCGUGAAUGUUAAUCCCGUUCCUAAUUUGUACGUCGAAACUCAGAACGUUCUAAACUUUUCUGCAAUCGCCAAACACAUAAUUGUAGAACCAGUAACCCGUGUUAAAAGGAAAGCUUCGACAUCUCGAUUCUCCCUGAUGGUAUCGCAAAGUAUAAAGACUGUUACUGACUGGGAUGUCACGGAUUUAGAAAGUAUAGCCUCGCAAGAGAGUUCUGUCGACGUAGAUCAGGCUGAAUAUAUCUAUGCCGAAGACUAUGAUGAACUCGUGAGAGAGAAUGAGGAGUUGAAGAAAGAAAUAGUAAAGCUGAAAAGUUCGGCUCUAACAUCAGACUUCAAGAUCCGGCAAGAACUCUCAAAAGUCUAUACCACAAUGAUGAACGACCUUGAGACCAACUUCAAGAACCGAUUACAAGAUGUAGAAGAACAGCAAGAAGACAUGCUCGAAUGGUCGGUCCAGCAAGUGGAGAAUUAUUAUAAAGAAAAAUUGAACAAUUUGGUUAAAAAAAAACGAAGCUGCAAUGAUUCCGAUGAUGAACUAGAUUCCGAAUUGAAUUUAGAAGAACUUGAAGCCGAGAAUGUUCAACUCGUAGCCAAAGUUGAAUCUUUGAAAAAGUCCUUGAAGGAAGUUCGUGAAUCCAAUGAAAAACUUAUCAUUGAAAAUAACCAUAAUGCCUCAAAACUUUCUCUGGUACAAAAAGAUUUAACAAAUUACAAAAACCUUCUAAUCGCUGCUCAGAACGAUAUCGGUUGUGGAGAGGGACCAGCGCAGAUCGUUGAAGAGCUCAAUAAACAGUUAUCAACUCGGGAUGAUCAGAUCAAGUUGUUGAAAAAAUAUUUGAACGAAGCAAAAGCCGAGUGGCUGCAAGCAACUGCAGUUGAAUCAAAACUAGAGGAAUCUUUGAAGAAGAAAGAUCAAGAACUGAUUGAGGCAUCGGAAACGAUAUCUGACCUUUCCGAUCAAAUAGAGCAUACUAAUUUAUGUUUGGCCGAAAGCACAAAGACUGUCGAAAACCUCGAGGACAAGCUCGAAGUUUGUGCCAAGCAGUUGGCCUUUGCCGAAGAAAAGGCACAAACCUACGAAGACAAGUGGAGCAAGGCAGCUGCUAAUAAUUUGGUGCUGCUCAACGAGAAUGCAGAACUGAAAAAACUGUUGGAUGAAAGAUUGGCUGCAGCCAAAGAUGUUCAGUUGGAUGUUCCUGCUGUUGAAUCGACUGAAACGCAAAACUUAGUCACCGUCAAAACAGAAAUUCUUGACAGCGAACACGAUUUUGUGCUGAAUAAUGAUAAGACAGAAGACGACGCACUCUCAGGUACGAUUGCAAGCAACGAAGUGGGACCUAGCAGCAAUACUAAUGAAAAGUCUGAUGACGAAAUAGUCAGGGAAAAACCAACACAACUAAAAACAAAACACAAUGAUCUCAAAGCGCAGUAUUUAUCGGAAACCUUGCAAGAAAAGAAACUAAAUGAAAAAUUAAGCGAUGCAGAGCAGCGAUUGCAUUUGUUACACGCUUCUCUAGAAGCCAGCGAACGGGAGAAUAUCGAGUGUAAAAAAUCUUUAAGUCUGGUUGAAAACGAGCUGCAAAGCUUCAUGGAAAAAGUUAUAGAUGCUACGAAGCAGUUGGAAGAAUUGAAACAGGCAAAUACUGCUUUGUCAGAAAAAGUAACACUAGAUGAAAAUAAGAUUGAAGAACUACAAAACUAUUGCCGAGAAAAAGAUACCAAGGAUAAAGAAUACUCGCAGGCAUUGCAAGAAAGAGCAGUUAAAAUUAAUUUGUUAGAAAAUGAGUUAUCUGAGACAGUCAAGAAGUUACAGAAUAUAUCGGCAGAGUGCUCCCUGGGACACAAAAAUCACAUAAAAAAAUUGGAACAAGAUCUUUCCAUUGCCGAAGAAAGAUACGACAUUCAGGUCCAGCUUUUGGAAGCGCAUAUUCUGAGGAUUCAAAAACUCGAGGACAACCUUUCGGAAAUGGAAGAUUUAAAGAAAAAAGUCGCUGCACUUGGCGAUCAAUUAAAAAUAUGUGAAGCGGAGAAAGCGGAUUUAUUAGUACAACUAGAUGAAUACGGCUCGAAAUUAAUGACUUUGGAGAGUGAAUUACAAGCAUCGAUUAGCCGCGAAAAAGAUAAAGAAAAUGAAAUAAUAUUGCUGCAAAAAGAAAUGAAAGGCUUGAUCCGAUCGAACUCACGUGAUUCAGAAAUGGAAAAGGAGUUGAAAACUGCAUUGCGAGAAUUAGCCAAGACUCAAGAUGCUCUUGCCCAGUCCGAAGUGGCUCUAAAAAGUUUGGAAAAAAUAUCCAAAGCAAAGAUAGAAAGAUUGGAGAUGCAGGUGGCGACUUUUGAACAAAACGCAACUUAUCUAGCUCUGCUACAGGAGGGUGCGGAGAGUAGGCAAGCUGAUAACGAACGGCUAAGAGUGACUAUUGACGAAAUGAAGCAAAAGCUUGAACAACAAGAGCGGGAGAUGGAAGCUUUCAGUAAAAACAGAGACGAAACUAUUCAGCGAUAUGAGGCAUUGGUAAAACAACUUCAAGAAGAUGGGGUCAGAAAUAAAAGAGAGGUGGCGAGGUUCCAGGAACUGUUUUUAAGACAAUCAACACCGACUCCGCAUAAAGAGGAGAUUAGAAAAUUAAAAGAAGACCUUAGGGCUAAGACCAGUCUCCUCGAGCAAAUGCAGGACAAAUUGAAGAAGUCCGAUUCGAUGAAGGAAAAUGAAGAAACCAUGCCCGAUACAUCGGAUGAUGAUGAAACAGAGUAUGCUGUGCGCUCGUCACGAAGAAAAGGGAGAAACAAUGUGCUCACUGUCGCUACUGAUAAUAUACCGGUUAUUGAAUUGUCUGGCUCAGAGUCUAAGAGAGUAACCAGACGCACGGCUCUACCACCACCAGCGACAAUCCCUUCGACGGAAAAGCGAAAGACAAGAAAAAAGAAGCUCUUCGCACCAAAUGAGGAUGCCGUUGUAGAUGUUGAACCGACUGAGUUCCAGCAUACACCUAAACCCAAGAGAUCUCCGUUAUCGACAGCAAGAAGCUUGAGGAAACGAAAAAAAUAAUUAUCACGUACUACAUUUAGAAUAUAUUGAGUUUUUUUGGAGUCUCAUAAUCGUUUCUGUACAGUGUAAAUAAAAAAUUGUAUCUUUUUUUUUUAAA
Athalia rosae (coleseed sawfly) is the source of this 4828-nucleotide messenger RNA. Its product is annotated as kinesin-like protein KIF20A. The record is from RefSeq and is a predicted model, not a curated record. Gene Ontology annotation, biological process: microtubule-based movement; mitotic spindle assembly. Bases 310 to 4731 code for a protein of 1473 amino acids. Gene Ontology annotation, molecular function: plus-end-directed microtubule motor activity; microtubule binding; ATP binding. NCBI's taxonomy places the organism in Eukaryota, Metazoa, Arthropoda, Insecta, Hymenoptera, Athaliidae. The transcript is spliced from 16 exons. Gene Ontology annotation, cellular component: spindle microtubule; nucleus.